AUGCAAACGACAUCCAGAGAUAAACUCCAGGACCUGCAAACAAUAAUAACAAAAAUGCCACUCUCCGUUAUCUGUGUGUCAGUGUUACCUGAGUUUGGAGUCCGUUGGCGCGAAGUUUCCCGUGCCGUUCGCAACUGUCGUUUGCCCAUGGUGCCUGCCAGUGUUGCCAGGGUUAUUUGUCGGCAUGCUGGUAAUUCUUUGCCCGAGGACGAGAUUGGGGAUAUUGUUGCCAGAUUGAGGCUCAAAUUUUCAGCACUCGGCUUCAAAACAUACGAAGACGCAAAAUUAUUCGGUCGCGACAUACACUCGCUACUGCGAAUCCACGAUCGCGCUAAUAACGAAAAUGUUAACCAUUUGGCCGAAAUACCGGAGUACAAUCCCAUCCCUAUCGUUACUAAGUCUGCCAACACCGUCACUAUAGAUUACACCAACAGGAAUUACAAUGAACAAUACGUCGACAACUUAUUAGGGCCAGAUCCUCCUCUUUUGACAGAUCUGAUAGUAAAUUCGACGGAAAAUUUUUUCGAUCCGUCAAGGUUGCAGAAAAGGAUAAAUAUUAAUGUUCAGCUUAAAAGUGAAGAUGUGGCCAAAACGUUGAAGGUGUGGGUGAGCAAAGGUGCGAUACCGCCUACAUCGCUCUUUUUUAAUAUCUUUCGUAAGAUUAAGAGCAAUAAGUUUUCAAUUGAUGGUAAUGUUGACGACUAAAACCAAAUUGGGCUUUGUAAAACGUGACCACACGUCCCGCUUUUUAGGUUCGUGUCCCGCUGUCCCUUAAAUACUUAACAAUGUCCCGCUUUGACAAAAUAGAAUAAUCGUGACAUAAAUUUUAAAACAAAAUGGCGCUAAAUUGAAACAUAAUACAUUAAACCAGACAAGAUUAGUUAUUUUUUAAAUUUUUGAUAAUUGCGGUAACUGUCAUAAACAUGUAUUUUAUUUUUAAAACAACAUAAAAGUACAGGCGUCCCGUUCUGCGGGUAAAAAAUAAAGGUAACGUGUGCGUUGUACAGUCACGUCAAGACAUUGACACAUGACACUUUAGAAUACGACCCUCGGUCUCGCUGCCAUCGAGUAUCGCUGCGUUUCCGCGUCCCGGAAGAAAUCGAGAAUCGUUGUGGUCUCAAAAAUACCGGGAAAAAAACUAUUUUCGAUACAUUUCAUUCAUUCAUUCAUUUAAAUUUUUCAAAAGUUGGUUAUUAUUUAUUAGGUUAAUAAUAUUGAUUGUAAUGAACAUUAUGAUGUUUUACUACUAUGAUUUGUAGUUUCAUCAUCCUAUUACUGCCUUCAUAUUACUUAGCAUGCCGAACAAAUUCAUAUUUUUAAUUAUUCUACAUUAAUGAAUGGUGCUGGUGAAAUUAUAGGCACGUGGGACUCGUCAACUUAUGUGUCAGGGUGUCGGGCGCAUUGGCAGUGCCCCUCAGAUC
Molecule: messenger RNA, 1421 nt
Organism: Hyposmocoma kahamanoa
Lineage: Eukaryota; Metazoa; Arthropoda; Insecta; Lepidoptera; Cosmopterigidae
Exons: 4
Coding region: 1-705 (234 amino acids)
Source: RefSeq, a predicted model, not a curated record